AUGGCGACGAGCAAUGACGGCGUCGUGCCCAUCACGGUUGAGUUCACUGGUGGCUUGGAAAUGCUAUUCUCCAACCAGCGCAAACAUGAGAUCGCUCUACCCGCCAAGGACGAGAACGGCGAAGCAGCGAAUGUAGCGUUCCUUGUCAGGUACCUCUGCAACAACACAAUGAAGGAUCCCAGGAAGGAUUUAUUCGUUCUAGACGACACUGUCCGGCCCGGCAUCCUGGUGCUCAUCAACGAGGCAGACUGGGAGCUCGAGGGCGAGGACCAAUACGAAGUGCAAAAGGGUGACAACAUCUUAUUUGUCUCUACUUUGCAUGGCGGUUGA
Lasiodiplodia theobromae is the source of this 330-nucleotide messenger RNA. Its product is annotated as Ubiquitin-related modifier 1. Gene Ontology annotation, biological process: tRNA thio-modification; protein urmylation. Gene Ontology annotation, cellular component: nucleus; cytoplasm. The record is from RefSeq and is a predicted model, not a curated record. Bases 1 to 330 code for a protein of 109 amino acids. The transcript has 3 exons. Gene Ontology annotation, molecular function: protein tag activity. Lineage: Eukaryota; Fungi; Ascomycota; Dothideomycetes; Botryosphaeriales; Botryosphaeriaceae.